GAUUAAUAUUAAUCCAACAUUCACCACCUAAAACCCUUUGAAAAUUGAAAACUUCAAUUACAAUUCAAGCAUUGAUGCGGUUGCAGGGUUGAACCCAUCUGCAAGAUAGAAUUUAAAAUCCCUUCAAGGAAGAAAGGGAUUUUAAAAUUACAAUGAAAGAAACAUGAGGAAAACAGAGCAAGAAGAAGGUUUUAUUGGGAUUAGAAGUGUCGUUAAUUAAUUCCAGACUCCAAGGGAUGGGUGAUGCUUUCGACAAAAGCGAAGCGAAGGGAACAGAAACUUAGCAGCAAUUUUUGUCAGAAAUGUUUUGAUUAGUGAGUUGGUUGGUCGGGUCCCGCGCUUUUCUUGGACUCCACUGGAAGGCUGGAACUCUCCGGCGCAUAUAAAUGAGGAAGGCUUCCCUUUGCUGCUUCACAGGUCGUGUUUCCAGAUCCAGAACCAAUCAAAAGCAUAAGAACCCUCCUCAGCCUCAGAGAUCUGAAGAGAAAAUGGAGAACCCAUCAACGAAAACUGAAAAUGGCAGUGCAGAGAUUGUGGAGCAAAAGAUGAUUAAUUCAAGCAGCAUCCCUGCUGCUAAUAUCAUAAUGAACCAUGACUUCUCCAAUGGGCUGCAAUCUUGGCACCUCAAUUGCUGCCAUGGUUUUAUAGUCUCAGCUGAGCCUGAUUUCCCAGAUGCAAUGCCAAUGAAGUCAGGUGGUAAUUAUGCUGUCAUUACAAAUCGUACAGAUUGUUGGCAGGGCUUGGAACAAGAUAUCACAACAAGAAUUUCCCCUGGUUCUACAUACUCAGUUUCUGCAUGGGUUGGAGUAUCAGGGCCGCUUCAUGGAUCUGCUGAUGUCCUGGCAACUUUAAAGCUUGAAAAUCAGGGCUCAACUAGCUAUCUACUUAUUGGAAAAACUUCUGUGUUGAAGCAGAAGUGGGAAAAGUUGGAAGGUACAUUCUCAUUGUCAACCAUGCCUGAACGGGUUGUAUUUUAUCUAGAAGGGCCUUCUCCUGGAGUUAACCUGUUUAUAGAUUCAGUGGUUAUUACGUGUUCCAAUUUAGGCCAGUCUGAGAGUACAAGCACAGCAUGUGUUGCCACUGGAGAUGAGAACAUCAUCCAAAACCCCAACUUUGAGGAUGGCCUCAAUAAUUGGUCUGGAAGGGGUUGCAAGAUUGUUUUACAUGAUUCUAUGGCAGAUGGGAAAAUAGUUCCACAAACUGGAAAGGUUUUUGCAGCUGCAACAGAACGCACACAAAGCUGGAAUGGAAUCCAGCAGGAGAUCACUGGAAGAGUGCAGCGAAAGCUUGCUUAUGAUGUAACAGCUUUAGUACGGAUAUUUGGUAAUAAUGUCACAAAUGCAACUGUACAGGCCACCUUAUGGGUCCAAACCCCAGAUGGUCGAGAACAGUAUAUAGGCAUUGCCAAUGUGCAGGCUACGGACAAAGUCUGGGUACAAUUGAAUGGAAAGUUCCUUUUAAAUGGUUUCACCUCAAGAGUUGUGAUUUAUUUAGAAGGUCCACCUCCAGGCACUGACAUUCUUGUCAAUAGUUUAGUUGUAAAGCAUGCAGAGAAAACCCCUCCUUCACCUCCACCAUGUAUUGAGAAUCCUGCUUAUGGAGUUAAUGUAAUUGCAAACAGCCAACUAACUGAUGGCACCAAUGGGUGGUUUCCUCUUGGUAACUGCAAUUUGAGUGUUGCAACUGGUUCGCCACAUAUACUCCCUCCAAUGGCCAUAGAAUCCCUUGGAGAUCAUGAACCAUUAAGUGGCCACUAUAUCCUUGUGACAAACCGCACACAAACUUGGAUGGGCCCUGCUCAGAUAAUCACUGACAAGCUGAGACUUUUCUUGACAUACCAAGUGUCUGCUUGGGUUAGAAUUGGUUCUGGAGCAAAAGGUCCUCAAAAUUUGAAUGUUGCACUUAGUGUGGACAACCAGUGGGUAAAUGGGGGACAGGUUGAGAUAAAUGAUGAUAGAUGGCAUGAAAUUGGUGGUUCCUUUAGAAUUGAGAAGCAACCAUUGAGGGUUAUGGUUUAUGUCCAGGGUCCAGCUCCAGGUGUUGAUCUAAUGCUUGCUGGACUUCAAAUUUUCCCUGUUGACCGAGAGACGAGGUUUAAACAUUUGAGAAGGCUAACUGAUAAGAUCCGCAAACGAGAUGUCAUCCUCAAAUUCUCAGGAGUCGAUUCAUGCAGCUUGUUUGGAACCUUUGUGAGAGUUAGACAAACACAAAAUGCAUUUCCCAUUGGAUCUUGCAUUAAUAGAACAAACUUAGACAAUGAAGAUUUUGUUGAUUUCUUCGUGAGACAUUUCAACUGGGCAGUGUUUGGAAAUGAGUUAAAGUGGUAUUGGACAGAGCCACAACAAGGAAAGUUCAACUACAAGGAUGCUGAUGACAUGUUAGAUUUCUGUCAAAAGAACAAGAUUGAGGCCCGAGGUCAUUGUAUCUUCUGGGAAGUGGAAUCUACAGUCCAGCAAUGGGUUCGAUCACUCAACAGAAAUGCCUUGAUGACAGCCGUUCAAAAUCGUCUUACAGGCCUUCUCACACGUUACAAGGGGAAGUUCAGGCAUUAUGAUGUAAACAAUGAGAUGCUGCAUGGGUCAUUUUAUCAAGACAGACUGGACAAAGAUAUCCGAGCAGACAUGUUUAAGAAUGCACAUCAGCUAGAUCCAUCUGCCAUCUUAUUUGUGAAUGAUUAUCAUGUUGAGGAUGGAUCUGACACUAGAUCAUCCCCAGAAAAGUACAUUCAGCAAAUUCUUGAUUUGCAAGAAAAGGGAGCACCUGUUGGAGGGAUUGGCAUUCAGGGACAUAUAGAUAGUCCUGUAGGACCAAUUGUUUGUUCUGCUUUGGAUAAACUGGGUAUCCUCGGUCUACCUAUCUGGUUUACAGAGCUUGAUGUGUCUUCCAACAAUGAAUACAUUAGAGGAGAUGACUUGGAAGUUAUGCUUCGCGAAGCUUUUGCCCACCCUGCUGUGGAAGGCAUAAUGCUAUGGGGAUUCUGGGAGUUGUUCAUGAGCCGGGACAAUGCAUAUUUGGUGAAUGCAGAAGGUGACAUCAAUGAAGCUGGUAAAAGACUCCUUGCUCUUAAACAAGAGUGGUUAACUCAUUGUCAUGGCUAUAUCGAUGAGCAAGAACAAUUCCAAUUCAGGGGCUUUCAUGGUACUUAUGAAUUAGAGGUCAUUUCUGUUUCCAAAAGGGUUCUAAAAACUUUUGUUGUUGAAAAGGAUGAGUCACCAAUGGUUUUGUCCAUUGAUCUCUGAGUUUUUCCUUGCUGUUAUACGAUGUAAAAUCUCUUCAUAGAGAUUGGUGGUUUGUGAAUUGUGAUUGUCAGUUUGUUUCCUUUAAAGAAUUCAAUCAGAGAAAUACAAACUAAAGUAUUGU
Rubroshorea leprosula is the source of this 3360-nucleotide messenger RNA. Lineage: Eukaryota; Viridiplantae; Streptophyta; Magnoliopsida; Malvales; Dipterocarpaceae. The record is from the annotation of a GenBank genome assembly.